GACGCCGUCGCUCGUUAGUCGUCUUCGACGCGACACUCGGUACCGGAAGGAUGUCGUCAACGGUGGUAAAAAAUGCUGCGAAGGGCGUCAACGGCGGUGACGGCAGAGAGACUUGGUCGGGAAAGCUUGAUUUCUUAUUGUCGGUCAUCGGGUUCGCCGUCGAUCUCGCUAAUGUGUGGCGAUUUCCGUACCUUUGCUACAAGAACGGUGGUGGUGCAUUUCUGGUUCCCUACUGCGUGAUGUUAGUGGUUGGUGGUAUUCCUCUAUUUUAUAUGGAGCUCGCCCUCGGUCAAUUCAACAGAAAGGGUGCUAUCACCUGUUGGGGUCGGUUGGUACCACUUUUCAAAGGUAUCGGAUACGCGGUGGUCCUAAUCGCGUUUUACGUUGAUUUUUACUAUAACGUCAUCAUCGCCUGGUCACUUCGCUAUUUCUUCGCUUCGUUCGCCACGAUGCUGCCGUGGACCUCCUGUGACAAUGACUGGAACACACCACUGUGUCGCGAAUUCGACGCAAAUAUAUCGUACACACUCGCGGAUGUGACCAGCGAGAUUAAUGAGAAUUUUGGAAAUACCACUCGGCUCCUGGUCGAUUUAGGAUCGGAUGCUGCUGUUCAGAGUACAGGGGAUAAUUAUACGAGUGCUGCGCAUGAAUACUUCAAUCGCGCUAUUCUGGAACUACAUCAAAGUGAGGGCUUACACGAUCUUGGUGCCAUUAAGUGGGACAUCGCGCUAUGCUUGCUCGUGGUUUAUCUGGUCUGCUACUUUUCUCUAUGGAAGGGCAUCUCGACUUCCGGCAAGGUAGUCUGGUUUACCGCUCUUUUCCCUUAUGCAGUCCUGUUAAUUUUAUUAAUAAGAGGUGUCACUUUGCCGGGCAGUGCCGAGGGAAUUCGUUAUUAUCUCAGUCCAAAUUUCAACGUUAUCACAAAGGCAGAGGUGUGGGUGGACGCAGCGACGCAAGUAUUCUUCUCUCUAGGACCGGGAUUCGGGGUAUUGUUGGCCUACGCGAGCUACAACAAGUAUCACAACAACGUUUACAAAGAUGCGUUGCUGACGAGUUUGAUCAACAGUGCAACGUCUUUUGUCGCUGGGUUUGUCAUAUUCUCGGUGCUCGGUUACAUGGCACGUGCCAGCGGCAAAUCUAUCCAGGAUGUUGCCACAGAAGGACCCGGUCUGGUCUUCAUUGUCUAUCCGGCGGCUAUCGCUACGAUGCCUGGUUCGACAUUCUGGGCGCUCAUUUUCUUCAUGAUGCUGCUUACACUCGGUUUAGACAGCUCGUUCGGAGGUUCAGAAGCAAUUAUAACGGCACUCAGCGAUGAGUUUCCAAUAAUCGGCAAUAAUCGUGAGGUCUUUGUGGCGUGCUUAUUCACUUUAUACUUUCUGGUCGGGCUCGCUUCUUGCUCACAGGGCGGGUUUUACUUUUUCCAUUUAUUGGAUCGAUAUGCAGCUGGAUACUCGAUGCUGUUUGCUGUUUUGGCAGAAACAAUUGCGGUCAGUUGGAUCUAUGGAACGGACCGAUUUUGCGCCGAUAUCAAAGACAUGAUCGGAUUCAGACCUGGUAUCUAUUGGCGAGUAUGCUGGAAAUUUGUAGCACCACUUUUCCUUAUGUUUAUUAUCGUUUAUGGUUUAAUGGGCUACGAACCAUUAUCAUACGAGGACUACACUUAUCCAGUUUGGGCAAAUAUAUUAGGUUGGGUGAUCGCAUGCUCUUCUAUCAUCAUGAUCCCAGGUAUGGCAAUCUACAAAAUCAGCAGCACACCCGGAUCCUUUGUUCAAAGGUUGAAGAUCCUAACGACACCUUGGCGAGAUACCCAGCAUCAGAGGAACGAUUUGUCUUCGGUGGCGAACGGUGCGAUUCGUCGAAGUUUCCUAGCCGAGCAAGAUUUCGAAAUUACCAAGAAUCACGAGUUAACUAAGGAACAGACGGAGGUAAUGAUUCAAUCUAGAGAAGGUGUCAAAGGGAACGAUCCGCCCCCUGAGCCAGUCUAG
Molecule: messenger RNA, 1985 nt
Organism: Cyphomyrmex costatus
Lineage: Eukaryota; Metazoa; Arthropoda; Insecta; Hymenoptera; Formicidae
Gene: DAT
Product: Sodium-dependent dopamine transporter
Exons: 12
Coding region: 51-1985 (644 amino acids)
Biological process (GO): dopamine uptake involved in synaptic transmission; sodium ion transmembrane transport; amino acid transport
Cellular component (GO): presynaptic membrane; plasma membrane; neuronal cell body membrane
Molecular function (GO): dopamine:sodium symporter activity
Source: RefSeq, a predicted model, not a curated record